This is a messenger RNA of Cyprinodon tularosa, 3756 nucleotides long. RefSeq names its product NLR family CARD domain-containing protein 3-like. The record is from RefSeq and is a predicted model, not a curated record. Bases 40 to 3309 code for a protein of 1089 amino acids. The transcript is spliced from 9 exons. Gene Ontology annotation, molecular function: protein binding. Lineage: Eukaryota; Metazoa; Chordata; Actinopteri; Cyprinodontiformes; Cyprinodontidae.
GGUUCUGGUUUCUCUCUCAGACUGACUGAAGUCCAGAAGAUGGAAGAUUGGGAUCUAAAGGAGGACAGAGCAGAACCUCCAAGAUCCAGUUGCCCUCCUAUGAGGAGUGACUGGUCCAAAGGAGGAAUACCUCCAGACUUCAGAGGUCAGAACCCCAGACAGAGAGCAGAACCUCCAGGAUCCAGCUGUCCGUCUAUGAGGAGUGACCUGUCCAAAGAAUGGAACCCUCCAGACUUCGGUGCAGAACCUAAACCCUCAGACUCAGAAGUGAACCAGCAGAACUAUGAGGUCCCCAGUGAUCCAUCUGCCCAGCAGCAUCAAACCCAGCUGGAUUCCAUAUUUAUGCUGCUGGAGGAAAACAUUAUUAGUUUUGUGAAGAAGGAGCUGAAGAACAUCCAGAAAGUUCUGAGAGCAGAAGAUCCAGAAGGCUUGGAGAGUCAGUGGGAGGAUGAGGUGUUGGAAGAUAAGAAUGAAGAGCAGAGGAGGAGCAGAGAGGCUUUUGUGAAGAUCACUCUGAACUUCCUGAGGAGGAUGAAGCAGGAGGAGCUGGCUGAACGUCUGCAGAGCAAGGUUAUUGCCUCAGUUUGUCAACAUAACCUUAAAUCCAAUCUGAAGAAGAGGUUCCAGUCUGUGUUUGAGGGGAUCGCUAAAGCAGGAAGUCCAACCCUUCUGAACCAGAUCUACACAGAGCUCUACAUCACAGAGGGAGGGACUGGGGGGGUCAAUGAUGAACAUGAGGUCAGACAGAUUGAAACAGCAUCCAGGAAACCACACAGACCAGAAAGAACAAUCAGCCAAGAAGACAUCUUUAAAGUUCCACCUGGAAGAGAUCAACCAAUCAGAACAGUGAUGACUAAGGGAGUGGCUGGAAUUGGGAAAACAGUCUUAACACAGAAGUUCACUCUGGACUGGGCUGAAGGCAAAGCCCACCAGAACAUCCAGUUCAUAUUUCCAUUCACCUUCAGAGAGCUGAAUGUGCUGAAAGAGAAAAAGUUCAGCUUGGUGGAACUUGUUCAUCACUUCUUCACUGAAACCAAAAGAAUCUUUAGCUUUGAUCACUUCCAGGUUCUGUUCAUCUUUGAUGGUCUGGAUGAGAGUCGACUUCCUCUGGACUUCCAGAACAACGAGAACCUGACUGAUGUUACAGAGUCCACCUCAGUGGAUGUUCUGCUGACAAACCUCAUCAGGGGGAAACUGCUUCCCUCUGCUCUCCUCUGGAUAACCACACGGCCUGCAGCAGCCAAUCAGAUCCCUCCUGAGUGUGUUGGCAUGGUGACAGAGGUCAGAGGGUUCAAUGAUCCACAGAAGGAGGAGUACUUCAGGAAGAGGUUCAGAGAUGAGGAGACGGCCAGCAGGAUCAUCUCCCACAUCAAUAGAUCUAGAAGCAUCCAGAUAAUGUGCCACGUUCCAGUCUUCUGCUGGAUCACUGCUACGGUUCUGGAGGAUGUGUUGGAGACCAGAGAGGGAGGAGAGCUGCCCAGCACCCUGACUGAGAUGUACAUCCACUUCCUGGUGGUUCAGACCAAAGUGAAGAAGGUCAAGUAUGAUGGAGGAGCUGAAACAGAUCCUCACUGGAGUCUAGAGAGCAGGAAGAUGAUUGAGUCUCUGGGAAAACUGGCUUUUGAUCAGCUGCAGAAAGGAAACCUGAUCUUCUAUGAAUCAGACCUGACAGAGUGUGGCAUCGAUAUCAGAGCAGCCUCAGUUUACUCUGGAGUGUUCACACAGAUCUUUAAAGAGGAGAGAGGACUGUACCAGAACCAGGACAAGGUGUUCUGCUUCGUCCAUCUGAGUGUUCAGGAGUUUCUGGCUGCUCUUCAUUCCCAUCAGACCUUCAUCACUUAUGGAAUCAACCUGAUGGAAGAAGAACAAAAAAAGACUUCCUUUUUAUUUAAAUUAUCUAAGACAGUAAAACUAAGAACUCUCUAUCAGAGUGCUGUGGACAAGGCCUUACAGAGUCCAAAUGGACACCUGGACUUGUUCCUCCGCUUCCUCCUGGGUCUUUCACUGCAGACCAAUCAGACUCUCCUACAAGGUCUGAUGAUAAAGACAGGAAGUAGCUCACUGACCAAUCAGGAAACGGUUCAGUACAUCAAGGAGAAGAUCAAUGAGAAUCUGUCUGUAGAGAAAAGCAUCAACCUGUUCCACUGUCUGAAUGAAAUGAAUGAUCGUUCUCUCAUCCAGGAAAUCAAACAGUAUCUAGGAUCAGGAAGUCUCUCCACAAAUGAACUGUCUCCUGCUCAGUGGUCAGCUCUGGCCUUCAUCUUAGUGACAUCAGGAGAAAAUCUGGAUGUGUUUGAUUUGAAGAAAUACUCUGCUUCAGAGGAAGCUCUCCUCAGGCUGCUGCCAGUGGUCAAAGCAUCAAACAAAGCUCUACUGAAUCGCUGUAACCUCUCAGAGAGAAGCUGUGAAGUCCUGUCCUCAGUUCUCAGCUCCCAGUCCUCUAAUCUGAGAGAGAUGGACCUGAGUAACAACAAGCUGCAGGAUUCUGGAGUGGAGCUGCUGUAUUCUGGACUGAUGAGUUCAAACUGCAAACUGGAAAUUCUCAGACUUAGAUCCUGUAACCUCUCAGGGAGAACUUGUGAAGUUUUGUCAUCAGUUCUGAGGUCCAAGUCCUGCUGUCUGAGAGAGGUUGACCUGCAGAAAAACAACCUCCAAGAUUCAGGGGAGAAGUUUCUGGCUGGUUCAGAGGGGACACUAGAAAUAUUCAAGGAGCCUGAUGGAGUCCGAUGGUUGAAACCAGGUCUGAGGAAGUAUUACUGUCAGCUCACAAUCGACAAAAACACAAUGAACAGACACCUGAAACUGUCUGAAGACAACAGGAAGGUGACAAAGAUGGAUGAGCCUCAGUUAUAUCCUGACCAUCAAGACAGAUUUGAUUACUGGGAGCAGCUGCUGUGUAGUGAUGGUCUUACUGGUCGCUGUUACUGGGAGGUCAAGUGGAAAGGAAGAGUUAAUAUAUCAGUGAGUUACAGAAGAAUCCGGAGGAAAGGAAACAUUAUGGACUGUGGGUUUGGAAUGAAUGCUCAUUCCUGGAGUCUGAGAUGUUUUGAUGAUAAAGGUUAUUCUGUCUGUCAUGAUAAGGAGGAAACAUCCCUCAUCUCCUCCUCCUUUUCCUCCGCCUCCUCCUCUGUCUCUAACAGAGUAGCAGUGUAUGUGGACUGUCCUGCUGGCAUUCUAUCCUUCUACAGAGUCUCCUCUGACUCACUGAUCCACCUCUUCACCUUCAACACCACAUUCACUGAACCACUUUAUCCUGGAUUCUUCCUCUGGCCUGGUUCUGGUUCUGGUUCCUCUGUGUUUCUGUGUUGAGUCUAAAGAGUCUCCUCCUGUCAGAGAAACUCUCUCACUGUUGAACAUAUAGUUUGCUCUCUACAUGUCUGCCUCUUUCACUUAAAAUCAUUUUCUCAUUCUGUCAGUUUCCUUUCUGAAACUCCUGAAAGAGAUUGUGUGUAAACUUCAUCAUCUUCUAGUCAUUUAAAUGGGUCAUAGAAUGAUUCUAUAAGGUAUUAGGUGCUGGUGCUUAAGGUCUUUGAAUAGGGUGUGUAACAUCGCCGGGUCUGCGGACGGAGGCAGGGAGCCAUAGGGGAGCAGCCGAAGCCAACCCGAUGAAGGUAGCCGGCGGCCCCAUGCAGUCGACACUUCAUACCCAUGCCUUUAGGGUCGGAACAGCCCCUUGUUUCAGUAAAAGAAGUUUAGUAAAUCCUGCUUUGAUCUGUCCAACAUUUUGAAAUCUGUCUUUAGUAAAAUGUUUAGAGC